This is a messenger RNA of Anopheles stephensi (Asian malaria mosquito), 2115 nucleotides long. Its product is annotated as nudC domain-containing protein 1. The transcript has 2 exons. NCBI's taxonomy places the organism in Eukaryota, Metazoa, Arthropoda, Insecta, Diptera, Culicidae. Bases 165 to 1940 code for a protein of 591 amino acids. The record is from RefSeq and is a predicted model, not a curated record.
AGCGAACAACACAAGGAAUGUGAACUGUGUUGCAAGCCGAGCUGUCAAACUGCACGGCCUUUCAAAACAUUCAACUGUCAAACUGUUCCACCUCGAAAUCCGCAUCGGUGUCAGCAUUCCAACGAACGUAAACUAUUCAACAUCCAGCACGAUUGCAUGAAAGGAUGCCACACAUUGAGCUAGCACCGGACCGGAAGCUGCUAAAAACGAACUUCGAUGGGUACAUACUGUCGCUCGAGCCGGUACCGGUGCUGACGACGGAUUUUUCCACCACAAACCAUCCGCACCGUGUGAAGCCGAACGAGCAGCAAUAUUCCUACUACCAUGCGCGGCUCUUCGGCAUGCAGAACCAUCUGGUGCGGGACCCGUGGGCAACCGGGCAGUGUUACUACAUCGACGCAACCGGCAUGGUACAGCGCGUCUGUUACGAUCACACACUCGGGCGUAUCCGUCCACCGGCGCCAGUGUUUAAACUACCACUAGCACCGGCCGAUCUAGCGCCGGAUGAUGACGCAACCGGCACCUACCGGUACAACUGUUCGCUCGUGUUUCCCUCUGAGCAGCUGUGUCUACUGUCGGAUGGGUACGGUACCGUGCGGGUGCUCGAUACCGGCGACAGAAGCACGGGCCGUGAAUGGAAGCUACAAAGCGCGAUCCGACCGGUGGAAUGUAAUCUCGCGGAAGGUAUGCUACCCGGUGGGAGUGUGCUGCUGGAUGGGCGAUUUCUUGUGCAGGAAGGGAAGCGUUUGUUGCACUUUGUGCUGCUACAGAUUGAACACCAUGCGAUGGAAAAAUCGAAAUCUUUGCUACACUGGAUCACACUGGAACAGUCGACACCUCCGAGCUGGACGCUAACCGUGUCACGAACGCUACAUAGCGCUGGCUACCCGAGGUACUGUGUGCUGGAUUACCAUGCGACGGCUGUGCUGGUGGCGUGUGAUGAACCGUUUCGAUUCCUGCACGAUUCCGAGCAUCCGGUCGUUGUGCCAGAACAGAAGCCGCCCAGCGCAGAUACACAGGAACAUCCGGCCUGGGAACAGUAUCCCUUCCGGUGGACGCAAACGGCCGACGAGAUAAGUGUAACGUUCGAAAAGCAGCCCAACGUACAGUACCGGGUGGUGACCGAACCAUCCUCCCCGGGGGGUGAGACCUGUUUGAAGGUGUUUGCCAACGAUCUGCUCGUGAUCGACGGGACGCAACUGUUCGCCGCGAUUGACCACGAACAGACGGUAUGGGCUAUGGAUCGGAAAACGCUUGAAAUCUCACUCCAAAAGCAGACUGCUGGUGUGAUGUGGCCGUUCCUGCUGCCCGGUGGUCCGGAUGAUACGGCUGGUGCACCGGCGGACUCGGAUAACCUACCGUCCGAUUUACCGCCCGCUACGAACCUAAGCGCACCACUCGAACCGUGCGACUUUGAAGGCGAUCGGGACACGUAUUACACGCUGGAACGGCUUUCCUGCACCGACCACACGGUUACGCACACAGUUCCACUUGGCAGUGGUCCACCACUGUUUGCAGUAACGGUACGUGCCGGUUUGCCAGCAACAUUCGCUUUAAGGCACGAUGUCGAUGCGUGUCUGUGGCAACUACAGCCCACACCGUACGGGUCGGAAGACUGUCGAUUUCAGCACGAAGGUACACUGCACGCGUUCGGGUACGUUCAGGCAUCGAAACAACAGCAGAAAUAUCUUGCUUGCCCACCCGGGAUGGAGUAUGCAGUGAUCUGCGAGUCACACCGUGGGAUUUACAUCUACAAAGCGAGCUAUGGGGCCGGUGGGGCCGGCUUGCGCAACCGAACCGGGCCACAGGUUGCGAUCGGCCAGUAUCAGUUCGUGAGUUUGAAGGAUUCGGGCGAGGUGCUGGGGAUAAGUUGCGAGGAUGAGAUGGUGCUUUUGCUAACCGAGAAGGCUAUUCUUAUGCUACAGAUUACCAACGGAUAAUCGCUUCUUACAAUGAUGGAAGGUUUCUUUUUUAGUAUCGAACCUGUUUUUUCGUUAUUCUUAUGCAACUUUAGUAAAGAGAAAGAACUGCGAAGCUAACGGGUAUCAGGAUUCCGUUUAUUACACACCAUCGCAUAGCAAGGGCGUUAAUAAACUUUCGCGGCAAUUAAAAAAA